GUAGAAAUCAAACUAGUUAUGAUGUAAAAUUAGAUCAAAAUUAGGAGGAAUCGAGUCCUUGUUUUAAAUGUUUUGCUUUAAAAAAAUCUAAAAACGGGUGCUGGAUUGAGUGGUCUGAAGGUUGUAAAAUUUACUAAAAGAAACUUUAAGAUUUAAAAGAGAGAGGGGUCUGAAUUCCGGUCCAGUUGUGUGAUCUUGGGAAAGCCACUGGUUGUGACAGCCUUAUUCUGUAAAAUAGAGAUGAUAAUUACAGUGAUUUUUCUCAUAGCGUUCUAGUAAAUUCUGCGUAGUCAACAUAUUUGGUUUUUAAGUGGUGUCCGUAGUUACUGUGUUUUGUGGUACUUAGAGGUCGCUAAGCAUACCUCUCACCCAGUCCCCCCCUUCCGUCUCCAUUCAGUGACAAGAGAUCUAAUUUUAAAGUCAUUAAAUUUUGCCUAUACUUAGUGUAUCUUCAUCUUUGGAUUCAUUGAUCAGAAAAUUUUCACCUUAACUUGAGUUCAUCUUAAACCUCCCACGAGCUCUUCUGGAGUAGGAUUAAUGUCUUAUUUAUUUUUAAAAUUAUUAUUUCUGGAACCUCUACGGUGGUUGUCAUUUCUGGUGGUUUGUGGGUUUUUUACCUGAUUUCUCCACCCUUCUUUUUCUCAAACCCGAACUGGUAAAACUUAAGCUUUGGUUUCACCAAAAACAAAGCAAAACAAUUUUACAUGGAAAAUACUGUUUUCUGUCACUUAAAGAUGUGCUCAGCUGUGUACGGUCACGGGGCGGGGGGUGGAUGGUUGCAAGGAGUUAUGUAAAGAAUUAGAUUAAAAAUAAGCCUCGUUUAGGGUCACUCUGAGAGCAAACAUACCAUCUUCGGGAGGCAGAGAGCAUAGAUAGCAACACAGGCAGCACCAUCGAAUCCCCUAGAGCUCUUCAGAAAUGCUGAUCCCUGAGCACUACUCCAGACCAGCUAAUUAGAAUCUCUGGAGAGUGGAGGGUGGUAUCCUACCUUUUAAAGGUCCGCAAGGUUACUCAGUAGUGCUGCGAGGAUGAGAACUUGUGUGUUAGAGGAAUGAGGUUCUCAGGGAGUGUAUCUUGUUUGAGGAGGGGAAAGGCUGGAAGGUCUGGAGCUGCAUUGGAAGAUAGCUGGAACGUUUGGGAGGACUUUUAUUAGCAGUUCUCUAAGAUUGAUUUCUAAAGAUAUGGUUUUCACCCCACUUGGUCAACGCACAUAAGUUUUCUUCCUUUUGGACCCCUAUUUUAUACCACAAUGCAACAAGCUUUAGAACUAGCUUUGGAUCGUGCAGAGUAUGUCAUUGAAAGUGCCCGACAAAGACCUCCUAAAAGGAAAUAUCUAUCUAGUGGAAGAAAAUCUAUAUUUCAAAAACUUUAUGACUUAUAUAUUGAAGAAUGUGAAAAAGAACCUGAGGUUAAGCAGAAAUUAAGAAGAAAUGUGAACUUGUUAGAGAAGCUUGUUAUGCAAGAGACGUUGUCAUGUUUAGUGGUCAACCUGUAUCCAGGAAAUGAAGGAUACUCACUGAUGCUCAGGGGAAAAAAUGGAUCAGAUUCUGAGACCAUUCGACUGCCUUAUGAAGAAGGGGAAUUGCUUGAAUACUUGGAUGCAGAAGAAUUACCUCCUAUUUUGGUUGAUCUCCUAGAAAAAUCUCAGGUUAAUAUUUUUCAUUGUGGAUGUGUCAUAGCAGAAAUACGUGACUACAGGCAGUCAAAUAAUAUGAAAUCUCCUGGUUACCAAAGUAGGCACAUUCUCUUACGUCCAACAAUGCAGACGCUAAUCUGUGAUGUGCACUCAAUAACAAGUGAUAACCAUAAAUGGACCCAGGAAGACAAACUUUUGCUUGAGAGCCAGUUGAUUCUAGCUACAGCCGAACCACUGUGUCUUGAUCCUUCUAUAGCCGUAACCUGCACUGCAAACAGAUUGCUCUAUAAUAAGCAAAAGAUGAACACGCGCCCAAUGAAACGGUGUUUCAAGAGAUAUUCCAGAUCCUCUCUGAACCGGCAGCAGGAUCUGUCUCAUUGUCCACCUCCUCCUCAGCUAAAAUUACUUGAUUUCUUACAAAAAAGGAAGGAAAGAAAAGCAGGUCAGCAUUAUGACCUCAAAAUCUCUAAAGCAGGAAAUUGUGUAGAUAUGUGGAAACGGAGCCCCUGUAAUUUGUCCGUACCUUCUGAAGUGGAUGUAGAAAAAUAUGCCAAAGUGGAAAAGUCUAUCAAAUCUGAUGACUCACAACCAACAGUCUGGCCAGCCCAUGAUAUAAAAGAUGAUUAUGUAUUUGAAUGUGAAGCUGGUAAUCAGUAUCAGAAAACAAAGCUGACCAUUUUGCAGUCACUUGGUGAUCCACUUUACUAUGGUAAAAUACAGCCAUGUAAAGAAGAUGAAGAAAGUGACAGUCAGAUAUCUCCAUCCCACUUCUCCACAGAUGAUCAUUCAAAUUGGUUCAUUAUUGGAUCAAAGACUGAUGCUGAGAGAGUAGUCAAUCAGUACCAGGAAUUGGUCCAGAAUGAAGCCAAAUGUCCAGUGAAGAUGUCACAUAGCUCCAGUGGCUCAGCCAGCUUGAGUCAGCUUUCUCCAGGGAAAGAAACAGAACAGCCUGAGACCGUGUCAGUUCAGUCUUCAGUACUAGGAAAGGGACUAAAACAUCGACCUCCGCCCAUCAAACUUCCCUCAAGCUCAGGGAAUAGUUCUUCAGGUAACUAUUUUACACCACAACAGGCCAGCAGCUUUCUUAAAUCUCCAACUCCUCCUCCUGCUUCUAAGCCACCCAGUCUUUCUCGGAAGUCAUCUGUGGAUCUCAAUCAAGUUAGCAUGCUUUCUCCAGCUGCCCUCUCACCUGCCAGUUCAUCACAAAGAUCUGGAACUCCUAAGCCAUCUACUCCUACACCAACCCCUUCAUCGACCCCACACCCUCCUGAUGCUCAGAGUUCAACUCCUAUUACCCCUUCAGCUACCCCUACUCCCCAAGAUUCAGGCUUCACCCCUCAGCCCACUUUGUUAACUCAGUUUGCUCAGCAGCAAAAGUCUCUGAGCCAGGCAAUGCCUGUAACGACCAUUCCUCUUUCCACCAUGGUAACAUCCAUAACUACAGGAACCACGGCCACCCAGGUCAUGGCAAACUCUGCUGGACUUAACUUCAUCAAUGUAGUGGGCUCUGUUUGUGGAGCUCAAGCCUUGAUGAGUGGUUCAAACCCUGUGCUGGGCUGUAACACUGGUGCCAUAACUCCUGCAGGAAUAAACCUGAGUGGCCUUCUACCCUCAGGAGGUCUGCUACCAAAUGCAUUGCCCGGUACAAUGCAGGCAGCUUCUCAAGCAGGUGUUCCAUUUGGUUUAAAAAAUACUUCAAGUCUCAGGCCCUUAAAUCUACUUCAGCUUCCAGGUGGUUCGCUCAUUUUUAACACUCUACAGCAGCAGCAACAGCAGCUUUCUCAGUUUACACCACAGCAACCUCAACAACCCACAACUUCCAGUCCUCAACAGCCAGGGGAGCAGGGUUCUGAACAAAGUUCAGCCAGUCAAGAACAGGCCUUAUCUGCACAGCAUGCUGCCGUUAUUAACCUUGCCGGAGUAGGAAGUUUUAUGCAGCCACAGGCAGCUGUGUUGUCUCAGCUUGGCUCUGCCGAGAACAGACCUGAGCAAAGCCUUCCUCAGCAGAGAUUCCAGCUCUCCUCUGCCUUUCAACAGCAGCAGCAACAGAUCCAACAGUUGCGAUUCUUGCAGCAUCAAAUGGCUAUGGCAGCAGCAGCAGCACAAACAGCUCAGCUACAUCGGCAUCGGCAUACAGGCAGCCAGUCAAAAAGUAAAAUGAAAAGAGGCACACCAGCCACUCCAAAAUUCUGAGUCCUAUUUUUUUCUUUUUAGAAACUUAAGAGCAUUGAAUCAAAAGGAUUCUGAGUUUCUACUUCAUUUUUGUUUUUUAAAAUGUGUCAGUAUUUUCAUUGCUGGAUACAAACUUUAUACAGAAGCACAACCCUUAAAUAAAAACAGCAAAAUGGUUUAAUGAACCAUUA
Messenger RNA from Sus scrofa (pig), 3999 nucleotides. NCBI's taxonomy places the organism in Eukaryota, Metazoa, Chordata, Mammalia, Artiodactyla, Suidae. The record is from RefSeq and is a predicted model, not a curated record.